This is a messenger RNA of Uranotaenia lowii, 1935 nucleotides long. RefSeq lists its product as uncharacterized. The coding region runs from base 1 to 1935 and encodes 644 amino acids. The transcript is spliced from 6 exons. NCBI's taxonomy places the organism in Eukaryota, Metazoa, Arthropoda, Insecta, Diptera, Culicidae. The record is from RefSeq and is a predicted model, not a curated record.
AUGAGCGUUGGACGAAGUAUCGAAGUUACAAUCGCUAUCGCAGUAUUCGAUGUGGAAAUCAAGUCCCAAACUUCCAAGCUGGGUGACAGGGUUGUUAGUACACAAGCUGAUGUGGUGGAUAAUGUUGUCCGUACUAUUGACGAGUCCCCAAAUAACUUCCCAAGAGAUCACACAGUAUCGGCCGAUGAGAUUAAAGCCACCAUAAGACGAUCCAAAAAUAUAAAAGCACCUGGUUUCGACGGUAUUUUGAACAUCGUGCUGAAACAUCUGAGUUCAAAUGCUUAUCAACAUCUUUCAUCAAUCUUCAAUAGAUGCCUUGAACUUGGCUACUUUCCACUUUGCUGGAAACUGGCAAAAGUAACCCCCAUCCUAAAGCCAGGCAAAGAUCCCACAUCUCCUAAAAGUUAUCGCCCAAUAAGUUUGUUAUCGUCACUCUCCAAACUGUUUGAAAAGAUCAUCCAAAGUCGUAUACUGGACUUUGCGGAUACGAAUCAUGUUUUCCUCGAGGAGCAGUUCGGUUUUCGGAAAGGAAGAUCCACUGUCCAUCAACUUACCCGUGUCACUGAUAUCAUCAGAUGUAAUAAAGCAGUCUCAAAAACAUCUAUUAUGGCUUUACUGGACGUCGAAAAGGCCUUCGAUAACGUCUGGCAUAAUGGCCUUAUAUGCAAACUGAAAAGAUUCAACUUCCCAAUCUUCCUAGUGAAAAUUAUUAGAAACUAUUUAACAACCAGAUCCUUUCAAGUUUCAAUUUGUAACACCUGCUCUGACACAUUCAACAUCCACGCUGGUGUCCCCCAAGGAAGUAUCCUUGGUCCCAUCCUGUUCAAUAUAUUUACAUCAGACAUUCCAGAACUCCCUGAUGGAGGACAAUUGUCACUAUUUGCCGAUGACACUGCUAUUAUUUACAAAGGCCGCAUCAUCCGCUCGAUCGUAAAUAAACUGCAAAAUGGACUGGAUGUUUUGGCAGAAUACUUUAACAAUUGGAAAAUAUGCAUCAACGCAGCGAAAACCCAAAGUAUUGUCUUCCCUCACUCAAAGUCACCAAAGCUCGUUCCACCCGAGGAUGUCAAGAUUCGCCUAGGAGAGGGCGUUUGCGUGACAAAACGGGAAUGGAACGAAGAAGAUUCCUACGCUGAACCUGGUUUACGAUAUUCCAUUUCACGCUCGAUCGCCCUUAGUCCCUUAGCACAGGUCGCGUACGGUUCGGGUAAAGAGACUUUCCAAUGUUGCACGUCAUCCUCAUUACCGGACCAUCAUCUCGUGGUCAUAAGCGAAGGUUCUUUUCAUGUUCUGAAACCCUUACCCUCCAACCCACGAGCUCCCUGGGUCACUAAUCAACUGCGACAACUGAUGACGGCAAAAAACCGUGCUCUUCGAAACUUCAGCAAGCACAAGUCCCUCUGCACAAAGGAAGAAUACCGCAUGCUGAACACGGCGUACAAAAAAAGCAGUAGGCGUUGCUACCAGACAGAACUAUCUCCACCGACUACAGCACAUAUUUUUCGAGCUUCGCUGGACUUCGCAACCUUUCCCUCGCUCUGGAAAGAAGCUUACAUGUUCCCUGUUCACAAAAAUGGAAAUAAGAAAGAUGUGAACAACUACCGCGGAAUAUCAGCUCUUUGUUCGAUAGCCAAACUGUUCGAAUUGGUUGUUCUAGAUCCGAUUUUCUCGUCCUCAAAACAAUACUUUUCCAACGAUCAGCACGGAUUUCUGCCGAAACGAUCCACGACAACAAAUUUGCUGACUUUUACAUCGUUCGCGCAAGAUAGCUUCACCAUGAAGUCACAAACUGACGCCAUCUAUACUGAUCUGUCUACUGCUUUCGAUAAACGGAACCCUCUUCACGCAGAGUACACUCUUGGGAACGAAACCAUCGCCCGGGUGGACCACAUCAACGAUAUGGGCGUUUUGCCUAGACCAUCGGCUGGAGUUUAA